UCACCAAACGCCAUCUUGAAACUGUGGCACAGAAGAGGGAAACGUUGAGGAUACUGCACGCAUGGGAAAAUGCUGUACUGCCGUGCUUGUCUUGGAUACGCUCAUGACUUGACAGCAGUGUUGACAAAACGAAUUAACUGUUGAUCUCAUGUGUGUUUCCCAACGACGUUUCUGAUUAAAUCUUGGUUGUUCCAAAGCUGGAAUUGGAUACGAUUUUUACAGACACUGGUUGCCAGCUUUUACCGUAUGCAUAACUAGCUCGCAAAAGUCAACGGACAGAACACGUUGCAAUCCAUUGGGAAGGGAAAAUGCAAUGUCUCUGGAAUCGGAUUAUGCGCUAGCAUAACGUUAACGUUACAUUUUGGAAGGUGAAGACAGCGUUGUGAGGACCAAGAAAUGAGAUGUAUCAAAUAUAACGUUAGUCCACUACAUGUGGUGUAUUGAAACGUCUUAUUUAGCUAACGUUAGAUAAUUUAAGAUAACUAGACAACUAAGUAAUUUAAACUACCUGACGCUAGCUAAUGUACACAUUUUUAAGAUUCAGGGUUAAUUAGCUAUGUUCCAUGGUAUUGUUGCUAAAUUUACCUAGUUUAGUCUUAUUAGGUCAAAUAACAAUGUUGAACAAUUGGAAAUCGUUAGUAAUAUUGCUAGCUACUAGUAGUACUGUAACAUGCUAACUAACGUUUAGAUGGGUCGUUAGACCAACCUGCAACAAGUCAGUCAAUAGAAAUGGUUUUUUAACAAUUUUGUAGUCUAGCUAGCUACACUAUCACUUCUUCCAUAUUUGUGGACAUAAUUCGUCAGGACCUUCAACUGUGUAACGUAGUAGCUGGCCAGUGGAUCUUUUGGAGUGGGUCUUCUCAACAAACACCUGUCAGCUGGAAAGUCAGUGUCAAUACCACAACAUGUUGUUGACAAUACUAGCUUGCAAACUAGCUGGCUAGUUACGUUAGUCUUUGAAUUUUUUUAGCUUUUUGCACAGACCUUCAUAACACACAGUGGAGGAGCAAACCUUUGCAGCUGUGUGUUGUUUAUUUCCCGGAAAUAAAAAGGAUUUCAAUUGGAUUGAAAAUGGGAGCCGCUAGCGAGCUGGCGUUUGCUGUUUUUCUCAUCUCGUUCGCCUCAGGUGCAAUCCUGGGUCGCUCGGAGACACAGGAGUGCGUUUACUACAACUCCAGCUGGGAGAAGGAGCGAACCAACCGCAGUGGCAUCGAGCCUUGCUACGGAGACAAGGACAAGAGGCUCCACUGCUUCGCCACCUGGAAAAACAUCUCGGGAACCAUCGAGAUCGUCAAGCAGGGCUGCUGGCUGGACGAUGUCAACUGCUAUGACAGUAGCGAAUGUGUGGAGACGAAAGAGAGUCCGGACGUCUUCUUUUGCUGCUGCGAAGGCAACAUGUGCAACGACAAGUUCCUCUACAGCCCCGACGCGCAGGCUGUCCAAAGUAAGUCGUCAUCGACCUCCAACCCAUUUAACCAGAAGCCUCAGCUGUUCAACACUCUGCUGUACUCUCUGGUGCCCAUUAUGGGCAUCGCCGCCAUCGUCCUCUUCUCCUUCUGGAUGUACCGUCAUCACAAGCUGGCAUACCCGCCCGUCCUGGUGCCGACACAGGACCCACUGGGGCCACACACCCCUCCCUCGCCCAUCAUGGGGCAGAAGCCAUUGCAGUUGAUCGAGGUCAAAGCCAGGGGGCGCUUCGGCUGUGUGUGGAAGGCUCAGCUCCUCGACGACUACGUGGCUGUCAAGGUCUUCCCCAUUCAGGACAAGCUUUCAUGGCAGAACGAGUAUGAGAUCUACAGCCUGAGUGGGAUGAAACACGAGAACCUGCUCCACUUUAUCGGUGUGGAGAAGAGAGGCAACAACAUGGACAUAGACCUCUGGCUCAUCACAGCCUAUCACGACAACGGCUCUCUGACUGAUUACCUGAAGGCCAACGUGGUGUCGUGGAACGAGCUGUGCCACAUCUCCCAGACCUUGGCCCGUGGCCUGGCCUAUCUCCACGAGGACAUCCCUGGGCUGAAGGACGGACACAAGCCCGCCGUCGCACACAGGGACAUGAAGAGCAAGAACGUGCUUCUGAAGAACAACCUGACAGCCUGCAUAGCGGACUUCGGCCUGGCCCUGAAGUUUGAAGCUGGGAAGUCUGCAGGAGACACCCACGGACAGGUGGGCACGAGGCGCUACAUGGCCCCUGAGGUGCUGGAGGGGGCCAUCAACUUCCAGAGAGACUCAUUCCUGAGGAUAGACAUGUACGCCAUGGGGCUGGUGCUGUGGGAGCUGACCGCUCGCUGCACCGCUGCAGACGGUCCUGUGGAUGAGUACACACUGCCCUUCGAGGAGGAGGUCGGCCAGCACCCGUCUCUAGAGGACAUGCAGGAGGUGGUGGUCCAUAAGAAGCUACGACCCUGCCUCAGAGAGUGCUGGCAGAAACACACAGGCCUGGUGAUGCUGUGCGAGACCAUCGAGGAGUGCUGGGACCACGAGGCCGAGGCGCGGCUCUCGGCGGGCUGCGUGGAGGAACGCAUCAUCCAGAUGCGACGCCAGACCAACAUUGUCGCCCCCGAGGAGAUUGUCACCGUCGUCACCAUGGUGACCAACGUGGACUUCCCUCCCAAAGAGUCCAGCCUAUGAAUGGACGGACAUUGACUGGACGUGUCAGGUGGUGGACAUGGAGCUAUUUUUGACUGGAUGUUUUCAGGUACACAUUGAUCGACCAGAGUGGCCCGUUCAGGAUCAUAAACUCUGGGUGAUCCCGGGUUCAUCUCUGACCCUUGACCCCCUCAGCUGGGCGUGCUGGCAUGGCGUGGUUGUGUUUUAGUGCUGGGCGCUACACUACUGUCAUUCAGGAAAUACCUGGCUGUGCCAACCAACACUGGUUUGGUUUCUACCCACUUCAAGUAUCACGAUGUGUUGGAUUCAGGUGGACUCCCAUAGCGAGCCUCAAACUGUACAACAGACUCCUUCAAAAGAGCAACACUAGGUCGUAACAAAACGCUGUGAGCUGGGCAAAAGGGAUAUUUUAUAUAUGAAGAAAACACUAGGACCGCCUAACAGACUUCUGUUCUAUUUUCGAAGAAAAAGAAGAGGGAGAGGAUGGACUCUCCAAGAGGAACUGUUACGGCUCAGUGAAGGAAAAAGGGCAACUUGUUUUAAAAUUCCUUUGCGGUUUUCUUUCUGUGUUUAAAUGACAAUGACGACUUGUAAUGCCAAUAAGAAACAGCUUCUGAAUGUCACGUGUACUGCUGCUGUACAUCAUAUCAAAACAAUGGCAGUCAAGGUUUAUUUUAGGGGUGGGGGGCAUUUCCUAGCGUUACUACUUUGAAAGCAAAACCAUAGACCUCCCUCAAAUCAACAAGGUAUACCUCAGUUCCAUCUUCAUUACAACACUGCAACUCUA
This is a messenger RNA of Oncorhynchus tshawytscha (Chinook salmon), 3397 nucleotides long. Its product is annotated as activin receptor type-2A. Gene Ontology annotation, biological process: activin receptor signaling pathway; cellular response to growth factor stimulus; protein phosphorylation. Gene Ontology annotation, molecular function: activin receptor activity; activin binding; ATP binding. Gene Ontology annotation, cellular component: plasma membrane; activin receptor complex. The transcript is spliced from 11 exons. Bases 1072 to 2631 code for a protein of 519 amino acids. Lineage: Eukaryota; Metazoa; Chordata; Actinopteri; Salmoniformes; Salmonidae. The record is from RefSeq and is a predicted model, not a curated record.